Molecule: messenger RNA, 1462 nt
Organism: Mastomys coucha (southern multimammate mouse)
Lineage: Eukaryota; Metazoa; Chordata; Mammalia; Rodentia; Muridae
Gene: Pou2af3
Product: colorectal cancer associated 2
Exons: 6
Coding region: 405-1160 (251 amino acids)
Cellular component (GO): cytoplasm
Molecular function (GO): POU domain binding; DNA binding
Source: RefSeq, a predicted model, not a curated record
GGAGCAGCCUAGGCCAGUGGGGGCUUCUGAGCAGCCUUUGAGGCACUAGCAUUGAGCUUCUUUGAGGACACCUGCUCUGUCUGUGGGCAGGUGGACAAAAUGUUUAAAAUAGGAGAAAAGCAAGGGUCAGGACCCAAAGGGAUCUCACUCUCUGUUUCUCUGGACUCUCUGUGGGGUGCCUGUGUGCAGGAUUUCUGCAGAAGAUAGUCCAUUUUGUUAAGCCUUUGAAUAUUCAAAUUGAAAGUAUCGCGCAAUCAUUGAUUGUCAAAUCAUGGGUUUCUAGAGGUUUUAAAUACUUGGCAUGAGGGGGAAAAAACUCAAACCUAUACCCGAAGGAGCCUUCCUAGGUGCUAAGUCUCUGAAACUGCAGCAUCCAGUCUCCGGCCCAGCUCCUGCUGACCAGGAUGUCGGAAAAACCUAAGGUGUAUCAAGGCGUCCGUGUGAAGAUGACAGUGAAAGAGCUUCUCCAGCAAAGAAGGGCACACCAGGCCGCCUCAGGGACAACUCUGUCAGGAAGCAGCAGUCUCCACCUCCCAGACACCACCAUGCCAUCGUCUGCAGGACUGUAUUUUGAGCCUGAAACAACGUCUUCCACACCCAGUUAUUUUCAAGCCCGAGAAUUUUCCACCUGUGUCUCUUGUGAAGAAAGUCCUAGCUGCCUCGACCAGAUCUUCGAGUCCUACCUUCAGACAAACACAUUCCCAGAGCUCAACUCUGCACACAUCGCCCCCCACUAUUUCCCAGAGAGCUGUCAAGUGGCCCCUUUCUGCCAUGACCAGAGCCUGAUUCCAGGAUCGCCUUCGGAUUCCUCCAGUCUCUCUGGCUCCUUUGACUGCAGUUACUCGCCAGCUCAACUGCCUUCCUACACUCCAGAAGGCUACACCUCUCCUCCUCUGGAUUCCCUACACUCCAGUCUCCCAGAAGAAGGCUACUUCUGCCAGCAUUGGCCUUCUCACCCCCAGUACAACCACGCCUCCCCAGGCACCCCCUCCUCCUCCGUCUGCUACUAUGCAUCCUGUGAGGCAGAGCAUUUGGAUGCCCUCAGAACCACAGAGUUCUUCUCUUACUCUGGCAUGGACUGUAUAGACUUUGCCCCUCCGGCAGCCACCACUAGUGAUUUCUAUAAGAGGGAGACAAGCUGUGACGCCUGCUAUAGUUAGUAGAAACCACACUGGAAUGUGUCAUGGGUGUAUCUCUUUCUCUACUGCAUCUAGGUGACACUUCAACCAUUCAACCCUUUCACAAACUACCCCACAUAUGGUUUACAUUUCACCAUUUUCAACCACCUGAUAGGUAGCAUAGGAAUCGACACAGUGCCCUCAAACCUGGUCCUGUGACAGUCUUAUUUUAUACACUCACUGUUAAAUUUUUUUUUUUUUUUUGGUAUGGAUUUUUCCAGAGCCUUCCUUCUCAGUAUAACGAACAAACUCUUUUGUAAACUAAUAAAUAACUUUGUAUAAUA